GGAGCAUCUAGAAGGUGAAGAGAGAGGAGGAGAGGGAGAAAACAGAAAACAACUGAGAACAUGACUUCACUGACACUUUUGAGCACUGGAGAGGAAGACUGCAACUGCUCCUGGCAGACAUGAAGCCGUACUUCUGGCGUGUCUUUGUCUUCUGCGUCCUAAUCAGACUUUUGACAGGAGAAAUCAAUGACUCGGCCAACCAUAGGAUGUUUUCAUUUCACAAUGGAGGUGUACAGAUUUCUUGUAAAUACCCUGAGACUGUCCAGCAGUUAAAAAUGCGAUUGUUCAGAGAGAAAGAAGUCCUCUGUGAACUCACCAAGACCAAGGGAAGCGGAAAUGCGGAGUCCAUCAAGAAUCCAAUGCUCUGUCUAUAUCAUCUGUCAAACAACAGCGUCUCUUUUUUCCUAAACAACCCAGACAGCUCCCAGGGAAGCUAUUACUUCUGCAGCCUGUCCAUUUUUGACCCACCUCCUUUUCAAGAAAAGAACCUUAGUGGAGGAUAUUUGCAUAUUUAUGAAUCCCAGCUCUGCUGUCAACUGAAGCUCUGGCUACCCGUAGGGUGUGCAGCUUUCGUUGUGGUUCUCCUUUUUGGAUGCAUACUUAUCAUCUGGUUUGCAAAAAAGAAAUACGGAUCCAGUGUGCAUGACCCUAAUAGUGAAUACAUGUUCAUGGCGGCAGUCAACACAAACAAAAAGUCUAGACUUGCAGGUGUGACCUCAUAAGCUGGAACACGGGGACCCACGGAGGAAACGCACGGACUAGUUCCCCUGAAACUUGAAUGGAGAAAUUCUUCUAUUUUCUGGACUACAGGGCACCUGACUUGAUUUAACUACAGACAACAUUCUGCUGGUGUUUUGUUUGUCUGGAUCAGUGACUAUCAGUCAUUCAGAAUUUCAGCAGACUGCCCUGGGUUUGCUGAGUCCUUUUAAGAUGAACCCCUUCUUAUGGAAGACCCAGCUCAUAUGUAUUCAACAAACAGACCUCAUUGGGAUAAAAUGCCCCUCUCUCCGCGCCUGAUUCUAGCUAUGCACUGGCCAGGAAAACAAACAUAUCUCCAGCAUUUUUUACAAAAAUGCCAAGGGUAUGAACCUGUAAAGCACACAGGCAGUCAAUGGCCACCAUCUGUCCUCAUUUUUCAGAUUCCGUUUUCUUUCCAUAGAGAUCAGCAUUCUUUCUAGAAUCAGACAGUAGAGGGAGAUGCUUCACAACAGAAGCACUUGUUUCUGCGAUUUGAUGUAUAUACUUCAUCGAACUCAUGCAUUAGAACCAACAUGCUCUCUUCCAAUUUCUAGACUCUAGCUGAUCACUGCUUCAGGGCUUAGAUGCCUGCUCUUGCCUUCAAAUUUCCACUUAAAGAUAUGUCCGAAUGUCUACUUGGCAGCUUGCAGUCACUCCAAAUAGGAAGCUCAGCCUAUAUUCCCUUCCACCCCUGUUACUCAAAAAAAAAAAAGUAGAUAUGAUGUUCCCAUAUUCUCCCUGCCAAAGUAAUUUUUUCCAGAAAAGACAUCUAAAUUCAGUUAAUAUGGUUUACUAUGUUGAUAUUAGUGGUAGUAAACAUUUCUCAGAAACAAAAGCAAAUUAAUUUUGCUGUGGUGUUUUCUACUAUUAUCUGUGUUUCCAUGGUGCUAUUAAUCACAAGCUUAGCUAUUUUUGUAGAUCAUAUUAAAGUUGCAAGCAAGGAAAGCAACCCUCUGUUAAUGGGCAAACAUUCUCCUGGGGUAGAAUGAAUUGUCUAUUUAGCCUGAAAGCUGCGGUUUCUGGGUGGUGGCUGCCAGACUACAGCCACACUUUGCUCUCUCUGGGUUUGACAGGUUGAAGUAGUCCCCCUGGAGCAGCAUUCCAGGCUACGCUGGAGUCCCAGAGUUGGGAGAUGCCACCGAGCCUGGGACAAGCUGCUGCUUUGGUCUCUAGGAUCUGGGAAGUACAGUAGGGCCAAGACAGAAUUCCCUCUCCUAGACACUGUGCAGCCUGGAAGUCAGCCCUAGCACUUUAAGAUAGAAUUCGUUGAUUUAGAGUUCGUUGGAAGGAUUCUGAAGUGUAAACAGCAUAUGACUGACUGCUCUGACCUGGACCAUUUUCUCCACUUUCCUGUCUGCAUGCCUAAGACUUCUGGAGCAGCCAAUGUGUAUGCAACAUAAAAAAACAAAAAAACAAAAAAACCCACAGACUUUAAGUAAAAUAUGGCUGCAUCAUAGUUUUAAGUUAUAGUUGCUUACUUACAGUUUACUUUAAAUGUGAGCUGUGUGUCAGUAUAUACUUAUUACGUUAAGCAUGUGUAGUGCUGGCUAUGUACAGUACAGUACUGAACGUGUAAUUUGAAUCAAGUAUGGUGUUCUCUCUCUUCAGAUGACUCAGGCAGUCUGGCUUUGUUAGGGCAUUCCCCAAGUUGGACGGUCCUUUCUGUGUGAGGGUGAAGGUGCUUUACUCUGUUCCUUGAAGGAUCCCCAUUCCCAACACGAAUACCUAACAACGACUUCUUGAAGAACAAAAUUUCUGUGAAAUAAAAUCUGGCUUAAAGAGGAGCCACUUGCUAAAAGAUGUUAGCAAUAGUACGAAGUAAAGGCUAAGCACUUGUGUGCAGCAAUGGGCUAUAACCUUGCUGUGUUUUCUGGGGGCGAAGAAGUGAUGACCUUAGCUACCAUAUGCAAAUUAGCCCUUGCUCUCCAAUGACCUUGCGUGCUACAUAAGAUAGUUGCUCCCUUUGUCUCGCUUUUCCCCUUUUAGACUCUGAAAUAUUCACAAGCUUACAAAAGAGUCAGAAGCACAGGAAACAGCAUGCUCUGUGCCUGAGUUAGUUUCUGCAUUGACCUCCUGGCCCCACAGAAUGGUGCCUAUUUCCUAUGGAAAUGAAGACUGCACUCUUUGAUAACUUGACAGUCACCAAUAUCAGAAAAUUAACACUGAUAUGUCACUACCCUCUAGUCUUUGGUCUGCAUUCAAAAUCUUCCCCUGGCUUCUAGGAUGUAUGUAGGAGCUGAAAGUUCUGCUGGGGACGUCCCUUUGUGUUCGAUUGACCUGUCUCGGGAGUGUUCUUCAGUCUAGACAGUUCUCUACAGCCUGUAGCCUGGGCUCUUUUGCAGAUCACACACCAUUAUUUUGUAGAAUGUUCCUUUUGGGGCGUCACUCUAAUGUAUCUUCAUGAAUGAAAUGAGGUUACUCGUCUUUAUCAGAAAUAACACAGAAGUGGUGUUGUGCCCUAUAGGGCGGCUCACAUUUUGGUUUGCCAAGUUACUGCCAGGAUUUGUUUUCAUCUUCUGUCAAGCUUCUCCAUUGUAAAGGGAUUCUGCUCUCGAACAGCCAAUAAAUAUGCUUUGUGAGAGA
This is a messenger RNA of Mus caroli (Ryukyu mouse), 3321 nucleotides long. Lineage: Eukaryota; Metazoa; Chordata; Mammalia; Rodentia; Muridae. The record is from RefSeq and is a predicted model, not a curated record.